Molecule: messenger RNA, 1469 nt
Organism: Phlebotomus argentipes
Lineage: Eukaryota; Metazoa; Arthropoda; Insecta; Diptera; Psychodidae
Product: tektin-2
Exons: 1
Coding region: 63-1361 (432 amino acids)
Biological process (GO): cilium assembly; cilium movement involved in cell motility
Cellular component (GO): nucleus; microtubule cytoskeleton
Source: RefSeq, a predicted model, not a curated record
GUGGAGAAAAGGUUUCUGGGUUUGAUCGAUUGGGAGAAUUCAGAGAAUUCCUUGGGAAGAGGAUGGCUUCGAAGAGUGUGGUGGUUUCCGAAAAGCCCGUGAAGCACGUUGGGCUCAGCGACUGGCAAGCAAGGCUCAAUGAGGCGAGAUCCGUGGCCACGGCCAGGCGCAAUGACGCCUUCGAGGUGCGCCACGCGGCCAGGAAUCUGCGGAACGAGACGGACAUCCAGUCAAAGUGGGAUUGCUAUCACAACACGAGGCGCCUGGAGAGUCGCGUGGAGGAAGUGAACCAGUGGCGAGAGAGCCUGGAGGAGUGCCUGAGUCGUGUGGAGCGCGAGAUUGACAUCCUGAGGGCGGAGAAGGCGCAAACGGAGAGGGAAUUGGAAGCUCUGGCCACUCCGCUGACCGUGGUGUCAGAAUGCCUGGCCACGAGGGAUUCUCGGUGGGAGAUCGAGAUGACGUAUGACGAGGCGGAAAAGCUGCUGAAGCUGGAGCUAUCGCUGGUGGAGAAGAACCAAAUAAUGCUGAGGGAUCAGUGCCAGUCGGCCUGGGAGAAGCUGAACGCUCUUGAGGACGUUCGCUUCCAGCUGAAUCUUGAGAUUUGCAACAAGAAGGAGGCCGAAGGCAUCGACAUCGAGCAGAUGCAUCUCAACAAGUUCUCAGCCAAUACCACGUUCAAAAGCAAUCCGCAGAGAAUCCCGAAAGAGUCCUGCACGCACGAAGGCUGGCUCACAAACACGAAGAACGUGAAGAGUCUGGCUGAGAAUGAGCUGAAGGACACCUACGCUCUGCGGGAGUCUCUGUUCGUGACACGCGAGAAAACCCGAAAUGAGCUGCACGCGCAGCAAGAUCUCGUGGAUCACACCAUUCGCCGAAGGAUCUUCGAGACACAGCGCGCGAGGAAUGAACUCAAGUGGCAGAUUGGGAAGACGGAGGAGGAGAUGAAUCUCUGUCUGGUGGAGAUCGAGGCGCUUGAGAAGGCGAUUGAAGACAAGAAGGAAGUGCUGAAAUUGGCUGAAAGUCGCCAGGAGAGUCGCUUUGCACGAUCGGGCUUUGAACUGUGUCGAGAUGAGCCUUUUCAGGGUCUCUGCGGUGAAAUCUCGCAGCUCAGAGAUACACUAAACACGCUCACGAACCAGCUGAAUGUGGUCAAAGGGAACUACAGCGUUUUGGAGGAUCAGCACUGUCGUCUGACCAGGGAUCUUGAGAACAAAGAGCACUCGCUGAUGGUGGAAGUGAGGACGCUGGAUCAGCGGGAGAGGCUGAAGAGUUGGCAGGGCAAAGAGUGCAGAUCACAAACCGGGAGGAACAUUCGACUGACUGGUCUGGAGCACGAAAUUCCCAAGUCCAGCUACAUAUAAUGCCCGUUACUAUUUGAAAGCUCCUUCGUCAAGUAGAUUUUUCGAUAUAUGUAGUGUCGAUAAAAGCUCAAUUUCCGCCGAUUUCGACAUACAUGAUUUCUUAUUGGC